AUGGCGGGCGUCGGCGACGCGGCUGCCGCGGGAGAAGGCGGCGCGGGCGUCCAGGAGCGGGACGGCCGCGGCGAGGCAGAGCAGCCGGGCCGCGGUGGCGGCGGGCACGGGUCCCCGCCGGCGCCUCAGCACACGGAGACGCUGGGCUUCUACGAGAGCGACCGGCGCCGGGAGAGGCGCCGCGGCCGCGCAGAGCUUUCAUUGUUGAGGUUCCUCAGUGCUGAACUAACAAGAGGGUACUUCCUCGAACAUAAUGAGGCCAAGUACACAGAAAGAAGAGAAAGAGUGUACACUUGUAUGCGAAUACCAAGAGAACUGGAAAAGCUGAUGUUUUUUGGAAUCUUCCUGUGCCUGGAUGCGUUUCUGUAUGUGUUCACUCUGCUUCCCUUAAGAGUUUUUCUGGCACUAUUCAGGCUUCUCACCCUGCCUUGUUAUGGCUUAAGGGACAGACGUAUGCUUCAGCCUGCCCAGGUGUGUGACAUUUUGAAGGGUGUCAUUUUGGUAAUCUCCUACUUCAUGAUGCACUACGUUGACUACUCCAUGAUGUACCACCUGAUAAGGGGACAGUCUGUCAUCAAGCUGUACAUCAUCUACAAUAUGCUCGAGGUAGCCGAUCGUCUGUUUUCGUCAUUUGGACAGGAUAUAUUAGAUGCGCUCUACUGGACAGCAACCGAGCCUAAAGAAAGGAAGAGAGCCCACAUCGGGGUGAUUCCUCACUUCUUCAUGGCAGUUCUCUAUGUGUUUUUGCAUGCAAUUCUCAUAAUGGUUCAAGCAACAACUCUCAACGUAGCGUUUAACUCGCACAACAAGUCACUGCUUACUAUCAUGAUGUCUAAUAAUUUUGUUGAAAUUAAAGGAAGUGUUUUCAAGAAGUUUGAAAAGAACAAUCUCUUUCAAAUGUCAAAUAGUGAUAUUAAGGAAAGAUUCACAAAUUAUGUGCUUUUGCUAAUAGUGUGCUUAAGAAACAUGGAACAAUUUUCUUGGAAUCCAGAUCAUCUCUGGGUGUUGUUUCCAGAUGUCUGUAUGGUGGUUGCAUCAGAAAUCGCUGUGGAUAUUGUAAAGCAUGCAUUCAUCACCAAAUUCAAUGACAUUACUGCAGAUGUCUACAGUGAAUAUAGAGCCAGCCUUGCUUUUGAUCUUGUUAGCAGCCGACAGAAAAAUGCGUAUACUGAUUACAGCGACUCUGUGGCUCGGAGGAUGGGCUUCAUUCCCCUCCCACUGGCUGUUUUACUCAUCAGAGUUGUAACAAGCUCAAUUAAAGUGCAAGGAAUCCUGUCCUAUGCCUGUGUCACACUCUUCUAUUUUGGGUUGAUAUCCCUGAAAAUACUUAAUAGCAUUGUGCUCUUGGGGAAGUCAUGCCAAUAUGUGAAGGAAGCCAAAAUGGAAGAAAAGCUAUUUAAUCCUCCCCCAACCAGCACUCCAGGCAAACCGUCCAGCCAAUCGCAGAGCAAAUGUAAAUCCUCACAAGGCCUUUCCACAGAAGAAAACCUGUCUGCAUCAGUCACCAGCCAGCCUGUUCAUCAGAAGGAAAAUGUCACGCCACUACUAGUGACUAGCAACUCUGAUCAGUUUCUGACAACUCCGGAUGGUGAUGAGAAGGACAUAACGCAGGAAAACCCUGAACUAAAACACAGAUCCUCAAAGAAAGAUUUGUUAGAAAUAGACAGGUUCACAAUUUGUGGAAACCGAAUUGACUGAAGCCUGUGGCUUGUGGGCCAAGGCUGCUUUGCCCUGGGGCAGCGUAUGUGUGCUGCCAGGACGGACAGAUGCUGAAAGUGACACUUAAAUAUUUAUUUAAAAACUUAAAUUAUUAAUGGCAAGCAAAUCUUAGUCUCUUUCUUCCAGUUGUGUGGUCUGGCUGAAGGUCAGAUCACCGAGCAGCAGUGACCUUGGCCUUGACUCUGGAGAGCGUGGUGCUGUCAGACCGCGUGCUCCCACGUGUCCAGGCGGCGGCAGCAGCGCUUCCAGACAGGGCAGGAAGCACCAAGAGCUCCUCUGCUUUGUCAGCCUGGGCCUCCAGAACGACACGUUUUGCCUCAAGGCCUCAUCAGUAGGAUAUACCUGGGAAACUGUGAAGCUUUUACCAUGAAUUACCUUUCCACUCAUACUGUUUUCACAAGCAGUUUUCAAACUUUACUUCAUCUGCCAAAGCAUUCAAAAAUGUUCUUACCACCAGAAUAAUCCUUGAAGAUAUAUCUGAAUCAGAAUAAAAGACUACCUUAAACAUGAGAUGAUGAAUAGUAGCAUUUUAUAGAAAACAAACAAAAAAGCCCUAAGCCAGUUCAUUUAUUUAAAAGAAAAAAAAAGGUUAUUCAUCACUGAGAAAAAUAUUUCAUUUUUUCAGUUUACUUUUUAAAGCAAAAUGUAAGCUGUGUGAUAUUUAAUUGCAGUGGAUAAAAUUGGAAUUUCCUUACAGAAAGGAAUUUUAUAACUGACAGAACAGAACAGUGUUAACUUUAAGGUAUAGUUAACUGGAUUUGCUUUAAAAUUAAUUACUUCAUCAGUUAUUUACAGCUAAAGGAUUAGGUGUUGCAUAGGCUGAGAAAUUAUCAGUGUAAAAAAUUCAAAACUGUCAACUUUAACUGGAUUUUUAAAGUAACUGUCAAAUAUUCCAAGUGGAUUGGGCACCAUCAUCUUGCUUGGGCUCACACGUUCUUCCUCUUUCUCCAGACAUCGGAGGGGUGCCUGUCCCCAGGGAGGUCCGAGUGCUGUGUGGGAGGGACAGCGGCAGACCUAUGUGGGAAAGGCCCUUGUGUGGAGUAGGGUGUUCACAGUGUGAGGUUUCCGUCUGGGUGUCCGGAGGCAUUUGAGUGUAGAUGUUCAGAACAGCAGCCACAGGGUGCUUUGUGGUUUUGUUUGAGAUCAAGUUUCCAUUUCUGCUUUGGCACUGCAUCAUAGGACAAGGUAUUUCCACCCCAUUUUAUCCUGGGAAUCCUUUCUGCGUUUCUGUAAAAAUGUUACCCCUCCUGGUUUCAGAACUGUCCAGCUGGUGGUACUGUUAACUUUGUUUCCUUUGCUGUUUUGACUGCAUGUCAAGCCUCAUGCAAAAGUUACAGGCUUCUCUAUGCAGAAGACAAAUUUUAGGUGUUGUCUGUGUGCUGGGGAAAUAUCAACCAGGCUUAAUGCUUUGGCUUGUUCAUUUGGAAUAUGAAAGUGGAUUUUAAUAUUUUGCACUAACUAAGGAAAUCGGAAGAUUGAUGUCAAAGAGAUUAUACAGACAUGCCUUGUGAAACCAGGAAAUAUUUUUGAGUUAAAAAGUAACAUUUCAAUUGCUUUAUAUAUGUUUCGUUGCCCCCUCCCCCCAUUUUAAAACUACUCAUUUUCCCCAUCUCCUUUUCACCAGCAAAAGGAACGAUGUUCCUGGUGAGUAGGAACAGUUUGGAGAAAGUUGCCAGACACAGCCCUGCUCAGUGCAAGAACAUGGUUUGGGUAUCUUUCAGUUCCGCUUGAAUUAUCCUGUUACUGUGCUGUCAUUUUCAGAAGAUGUUCAUUUCCUUUGAAGAUGCUGUCGGGGGUGUGGGGUGAUGCUCAUUUCUUCUGUCAUAAUGGCAUUCAGUACUAAUUUUAUAAGUGCAUCUUGUGUGAAACUCAAUAAAUUCAAUUUUGUAAUCUUUUUUAAAAA
Molecule: messenger RNA, 3622 nt
Organism: Heterocephalus glaber (naked mole-rat)
Lineage: Eukaryota; Metazoa; Chordata; Mammalia; Rodentia; Bathyergidae
Gene: Tapt1
Product: transmembrane anterior posterior transformation 1
Biological process (GO): positive regulation of cilium assembly
Cellular component (GO): ciliary basal body; endoplasmic reticulum membrane
Source: RefSeq, a predicted model, not a curated record